GUCUUCUCCGCACUGGGAGCAGCUCUCUGGCCACAGCCCCUCAUCCUCUGAAAAUGUCCGCCUGUGCAAAGUUCGUCUCCGCCCCCUCCUUGGUCAGGAGCACCUGUCAGCUGUUGAGCCGAUCACUGUCUGCAGUGGCAUUAAAACCCCCAGAGACACUGACAGAUGAGAGCCUCAGCAGCUGGGCAGCCCCGCGUCCCCUGACCUCACUUAUUCCUAGCCGCAGUUUCCAAACCAGUGUUGCCUCAAGGGACAUCGACACAGCAGCCAAGUUCAUUGGGACUAGGGCUGCCACAGUUGGGGUGGCUGGCUCUGGGGCUGGAAUUGGGACUGUGUCUGGGAGCCUCAUCACUGGUUAUGCCAGGAAGCCCUCUCUGAAGCAACAGCUCUUCUCCUCCACCAUUCUGGGCUUUGCCCUCCCAGAAGCCACGAGGCUCUUCUGCCUGAUGGCGGCCUUUUGUAUCCUCAUUGCCAUGUGA
Leopardus geoffroyi (Geoffroy's cat) is the source of this 479-nucleotide messenger RNA. Its product is annotated as ATP synthase F(0) complex subunit C2, mitochondrial-like. Lineage: Eukaryota; Metazoa; Chordata; Mammalia; Carnivora; Felidae. The record is from RefSeq and is a predicted model, not a curated record. The coding region runs from base 54 to 479 and encodes 141 amino acids. The transcript has a single exon. Gene Ontology annotation, biological process: proton motive force-driven ATP synthesis; proton transmembrane transport. Gene Ontology annotation, molecular function: proton transmembrane transporter activity.